Effrenium voratum is the source of this 919-nucleotide messenger RNA. The record is from the annotation of a GenBank genome assembly. Lineage: Eukaryota; Dinophyceae; Suessiales; Symbiodiniaceae.
CGUUCUCAAUCCAGGGGUGUCCGGCCUAGAUGGCAUGGCAGGUCUCACCCAUAUUUGAACGUAGGGAUCGGUGUGUGCAUCAUCAUGAUCAUGGUGGAAUCGAUCACAAUCCAGUGGCGGCUUUUUUCACACGCAGGAUGGCGCGCAGCCCUCUCUGGUGUUGAGCCAAGGGCGGAGCAAUUCUUUAACCAGGUCUUCAGAGACAGCCUGCAUUUGCUCAGGCGAUGUGGACCCAGCAGCGGCAGUUGCCAGCAAGCUAGGGUGUGUUUUGCUGGGCCAUGAUUGUGUUUGCUAUCGGAAAAUCCUUUUUAAGAGAAGUGCAGGAGGUGCGUCGUUUGUGCCAUGCAAAAAGGGCACGCCUCUUCGUACUAUGGACAGACGUUCGCCAAUUGCAUCUUUUGCCAUGCAUGCUGCUCAGUAUCUAUCAAGCAGUUUGGCUAGAUCAUUCUUCCGCCAUGGAAUAAAUUGUUGCAACUUGCCAAUUCGCAGAACCCGGAAAUACAUCCUCGGGCUUGAGCUACGCAAGUCUUUCUUCCCUUCCGGUGCCUUCGGUUUUUGCGGGGCGGCUUCCGCCCCGUGGCCGGCCCAAGACAUGAAGACCGUUCAAGGAUUGGUCCUUUGUGCAGCUCUGUUCCGAUCUGCAGCCAACCCACUGAUUCAGAUUCCGCCGCAUAUCCAGGCGAUGGAGCUGAGCACGCCCAAGCCGGUCACAGCAGCGCAGAUGCAGGAGUUCAAGCAGGACUUUGUGGACGUGGACUUCAACAAGGAUGAUCAAAUGGAUGCUCAGGAGGUUCGGGCACACUUUAAAGGCGGCAUCUCAGAUGUGGAGCUCUAUCAGUUCUUCCUAGACUCUGACACAGAUCGAUCUGGAGAUGUAUCCCUUCAGGAAUAUGUUGACUAUGCAGCAAUGCUCGGCUAA